AUGCUCCUUGGGAACUUCCCUCAAGGAGCUCUCUUCCUCAGACUCGUCCAUUCCUCCCCAGCCAAGCCGCCUCGGAAGCUCAUCCUCUCCUUCCUUGCCAGUGUCUCUCCUAACCUGGCCUCUUUCUCCAUCUCCAACAAGAAUCUUUCUUUCUUUGCCAGCGCUCCUACUGACAUGGCCCCUUUCAGCAGCCCCAGCAGAGACCCCAAAUCUACUCGACUCGUCCAUCCUCCGACGGUGACCUCCAGACUUCCAUCCACCUACAGAGUCGUCGCAAUCAGUUUCUAA
Molecule: messenger RNA, 288 nt
Organism: Puccinia triticina
Lineage: Eukaryota; Fungi; Basidiomycota; Pucciniomycetes; Pucciniales; Pucciniaceae
Exons: 2
Coding region: 1-288 (95 amino acids)
Source: RefSeq, a predicted model, not a curated record